Messenger RNA from Corylus avellana, 871 nucleotides. Lineage: Eukaryota; Viridiplantae; Streptophyta; Magnoliopsida; Fagales; Betulaceae. The record is from RefSeq and is a predicted model, not a curated record.
AUGGGUAAGAGGAAAAAGAAAGUGGAAACUCGAAACUACUGUAAAAACAGAGAGCCAUGCGACGUGUUCAUAAACCACAGAGGAAGCGAUACGAAGAAAAACAUUGCCGGGUUGCUCUACGAGCACCUUUCAAGGUUGGGGAUUAAGCCUUUCAUGGACAGCCGAAACAUGAAGCCUGGGGACAAGUUGUUCGACGAGAUUGACGCCGCUAUCGGAAAUUGUAAGGUUGCUGUUGCACUCUUGUCGCCCAACUAUUGUGAGUCCCGCCAUUGUCUCCGUGAGCUCACUCUUUUAAUGGAGUCCAACAAAAGAGUUUUACCCAUCUUCUGGGAUGUCAAACCGUCAGAGCUUCGGGUUAACAGCAAUGGACGCCAAUUUUCAGAUGAAGAAAUCUCGAGAUUCGAAAGGGCACUUGAACAAGUUAAAUAUACCAUUGGGCUAACCUUCAACUCGAACAAAGGGGAUUGGUCCGAAUUCCUAGUAAAUGCUUCGAAAGUAAUAAAGAAUUUGCUUGAAGAAGAAGAUCAAUCCAUGACUGAAAGAUUCCAAAGCCUUGUUUCAAAGUACCGAUUGUUGCAUAAUUUGUGUUUAUUUAUCUCCUUUACUCAAAAGCAACCACAAAAGGCGCCGUCAUGUCAUCCGGUCUCGUGGCCAAUCCCGGCGGCGGAGGGAUGGAAUCAUGCCCUUCAAAAAUCUGAAGAACGUUUCCAACCUGAGUGUAUCAUAUGUAGGAUUAUUAUACCACGUCUUCAUCGAAACUUGCUACUCCACAUCGCCGAAGAUCGUGAUCACCCUGAGGAUGACUGUUAUUUUAUAUGAGAAUUGCUAGGGAGUCAAACAAAUGAACCCAAAUUUUUUAUUAAAUUAACGU